Lodderomyces beijingensis is the source of this 1332-nucleotide messenger RNA. The record is from the annotation of a GenBank genome assembly. Lineage: Eukaryota; Fungi; Ascomycota; Pichiomycetes; Serinales; Debaryomycetaceae.
AUGUUUGGACAGACGUCGAAACCAUCUACUGGCUUUGGAGGAUUUGGAUCAAGCAAUUCAAGCACGGGAGGGGGCUUGUUUGGAGCUAAACCUGCCGCAGGUGGGGCGGCAGGAGAGUUGUUUGGUCAGCCAGCGCAACAGCAAAAUGCAUCUGGUGGAUUAUUCGGCAGCAAACCGAGCACAGGCAUGUUUGGACAAUCGCUGACCGGAGCGACGAGCGGUGCAGGAGGUGGAUUGUUUGGAUCAAACACACAACAGCAGCAGCCACUGCAGGGCGCAGGGUUGUUUGGGAACCAACAAACCCAGCAACCCGGAUCUACGACGGGAGGGCUUUUUGGGCAACAGCAGCAGCCAUCGACAAGUGGCGGAGGACUCUUUGGCGGCGCGCAGGCACUGAAGCCAGCUACUGGCAAUCUUUUUGGUAGUCUGAAUACAGGCGGAACAACGAGUGGAGGAGGAUUGUUUGGAGGCGGUGCUCUGGGUACUGGUGCAACUAGCGGGACCAGUGGAGGCGGAUUGUUUGGAAGUAAACCAAGCGCACCUAGUGGGGGGUUGUUUGGCGCCAGCACUGCUCAACCGAGUGGCGGCUUGUUUGGUGGUAACACGUCAACCACAACGAAUGCUUCUCAGCCCGGUGGCGGUCUCUUUGGCUCAAACACAGGGGGGCUAUUUGGGAACAAACCAGCGACAUCCGAAGGCUUGUUCGGACAACCACAAUUCCAGCAACAACAUCAACAACAACAACAUCAUCCUCAAUCACAGCAGCAGCCUCAACUAUCGGCCAUGACCAGGGUGGGCGACUUGCCUCCGGAAAUCAAAAAUGAGUUACAACAGCUAGACACGUACAUCAGCACGCAACACUUGAUAGCCACAACGUUAAACUCAGACAUGCCCAAACACAACGAACUCAUCGAAACCAUACCGAAAGACAUCUCGUAUCUACAAAACAAGUUGCUCUCGACUAAACAAGCCUUGAAGUUUGACAGCAACCAGUUGCAAAGUCUCAAAGAUAUGAACAACGAAAUCACCGACGACAUAAACAAUAUCUUACAGCUCAUCAUCCAACUAAGUACCCCAGGAACCAAAUUGUCGAGCUCCUACCAGCUCAAUGAGUUUUUCAUCAAAAAGAUUAAAAAAUACUACGAAGUGACGCAGUUGUACGAGGAAACCAUCAGAGAGUUGGAAGUUGUCCUUGACGGUUUGGAGAGAAGCUGCAAUGAAGGGUUUGGAAAUUUGGCAAACAUCGUCCAGGUGAUCAAGACGCAAUAUGCUCUAUUUAUGGAUCUAUGUGAGCAAAUGGCACAGUUGCAUAUCGAGGUAAAGAGGCUAUGA